CUAUUUGAAUGGCUCAGCCAACGCAUCGAACGAAUUUUAAUGGAGCAUGCUAGCAUGGGAACGACAACAACACAGGUGGCGGACUUCGAAGACUUCCACAGAAGGUUGGAGCAUGAGUUGAACUCACGUGAAGCGGAGUUGCAUGAUAUCAAAGCUGAAAUAGAUCGCGUGUCGCCAUCCUCCGAAAAGGCUUCCCUAGAGCUCCGCUGGAACGAAUUAUCCACCCGGUGGAACUGCUGCCGUCAAACCAUUCACCUACGCCUCGGAUUGGCCGGAAAGUUCUUAAGUGUCCUCCGUCGCGUGCGUGAUGAUGAGCAUCAACAAAAUUUGAUAUCCGAACGAAUGCACCAGCUCUAUGCAAUGAGCCCAACGACUCUCAGUGAAUUUGCCAAGGAACGGCUCACUGUAGGACCCAUAGAUGUCGAAGGCCCGGACACGCUCCGCACAGAGGUUACUCUAGUCAUCUCUAGAAUUGAGGACCAGCAGACACUCCUCAGAGACUACAUUGAUCAGGUCACCCAAAGAGCAGACCGUGACUUCAAUGCCGCAGAACCCAUCCGAUUCUGUCAGCAACAAACUCAGUUAAAUGCUCGUCAACUGGAGCGACUACGUGAAAGCUGGGUUAAUUGUGAACGCUUCUGGGAACAGUGGAAAAUGGCACGAGAAUACUGGCUCCGAUUUAGUCAGGAAGCACGCCAGCUGGACGAAAUGCUGGUUACGUCCCUGUCGCAAAUGUCGCGCGCGUCGCUGCCCUCUAAACCGUCCGAGUGCGACAUAGACAUGCGAAACCACCAGCAAGAGCGAGAGCGUAUCGACAGUCUCACUUCGUCAGUCCGGGCAAAAGUACAUCAGCUGGGAAGCCUGAUCGGAGCCAGGCUGGGCGAUGCAAUGGAUGAAGGUCGUGGUUGGAGGUUGAUCGAAGUACCGACAGGACCAGAGGAUGGAUUACCGGCUUCAUCUCUUGGUAAACGUGUACGCAGUGAACUGGUAAUGCAGCUGGCUGGACUAGAGACCAGAUGGUCUGCCUGGGAUAGAGCAUGGUCUACCAGGCGAUUCCAAUUGGAGAGACGCGGUGAACAAGUUGGCAGACUGGCAACCAUAGAGGAGGUUGAAGGUGAAAUAGCCAUGGCAGAAGGUGAGCUCAGGACUAUAUCAAUGGCCGUCUCUCUGGACGCACCGAUCGAGCAAGUGGAGCGGGCCGAGCUUGAGCUAAACCAACUAGAAGCAACUAUUCCGGUUUUGCAGACUCGUGUCCGUUCGACUGCACCAGCAAUUCGUAUGCAACUGUUCCAUGGCGAACCAGAUGAACUUGGUACGAGUGAAUUGCCGAUUGAUCUUACCGACCGUCAACAACAACUCCUAACUCGUUUCGAUCGACUAAUGACCGACACCUCUCGAUGCCGGGUUGAAGUCAGCUUAACUCUGCGUUUGCUGCGUGCUAUCGCAGUGGCGGACAACGCAGUAUCGCAGCUUACGUUCAGUCUAACUGCGGCGAAAGAUCGUCUUCGAAAAGUGCCACAAGAAGACCGGGUAUCAUUACAAACCAUGCGUUCUGAAAUUGAGGAGCAAUAUAUUAGAACUCAGGCUCUAGCAGAUAUGCAUAUCCCAACACUGGAACAAUUAGCCGCUCAACAUCCCCAAGCUACGGAGGCCAAGCGACGUAUCGAGCCCACCGUAUCGCAGUUCCGGAAUGCUGUGGACGACUUCCAACGGCUCACGGAAGAGGUCCGAGUAAGAUCGGAGAAAUCCCUCUACCUAACGAGACCAGUGGGGGUACCAGUUGCCUCUGAAAUGACCACCAGCCAGUACAUUAGUGCGCCAUUCAGACCAAUGCCACCACACAUUGUUAAACCUCUGAGAAAUACGUUCACCGAAGAAGGAGUGCCUGUCGUUUUGAUGACUGAAUUCAGUUCCGGUUUACCCCCAGAUGCUGAUCUGACCGAUUCCAGUCAGCUGGGUGUGA
Dicrocoelium dendriticum is the source of this 1963-nucleotide messenger RNA. NCBI's taxonomy places the organism in Eukaryota, Metazoa, Platyhelminthes, Trematoda, Plagiorchiida, Dicrocoeliidae. The record is from the annotation of a GenBank genome assembly.